This is a messenger RNA of Amphibalanus amphitrite, 4412 nucleotides long. Its product is annotated as multiple C2 and transmembrane domain-containing protein-like. The record is from RefSeq and is a predicted model, not a curated record. The transcript is spliced from 18 exons. Gene Ontology annotation, molecular function: calcium ion binding. NCBI's taxonomy places the organism in Eukaryota, Metazoa, Arthropoda, Thecostraca, Balanomorpha, Balanidae. The coding region runs from base 772 to 3264 and encodes 830 amino acids. Gene Ontology annotation, cellular component: synaptic vesicle membrane. Gene Ontology annotation, biological process: regulation of neurotransmitter secretion.
UUCUAGGGUACGCAGAUCGAAGCUGCCUGUCUCGUGUGUGCUGGUCGGCUGAGGCAGCGAAAAGUGACCUAUAGCGUAUGGCGUUGACGAAUGUUUCCUGGUUCGGUGGUUAGACGGGUCUACCGCCAGGUGCUACUCGCUUUCCCACCACGUAGCGAAAGCUGAGCUUUUCACACCCGUAGCCCUCAGUCGGGCGGUGUGUCCGGUCCGGUAUCGGCGUGGUCUGACCCGGUAUUACGGGACUACUGUGGUGUGACCAGUGUAGUAGAACGGACUGUGGUUGUUGUAGCUUCAGACCACGCCUCCCAGCAAGUGCAAGUGCCCUGCUGAGUCGUUUUUGCCGGGCUCUGUCGUCGUUUCGGGGUGCUGCACGAACCCAACGGUACAUGCAGCGCCGCCCUCAAUCCUUCCGUAUCGGGGCCCGGGAGCCGCAUACCGACCGACCAGCCCUGCCCCGCCCCCACCGGCUACACAACCUUCCCCCCCCCCCCCCCCCCCCACCGUCGCCCUGGUCGUCCUGCCGCCCGGUGGAGCCACCGUCGGCAGUCGACGGCGUCGCUGCACGGCGGACAGUGACGCCGCGGGGGGCGCGUCCGGGUGACGAUAUAGUGUGACGCCACGUCCAGGUCCUCUGAAGGCACUGGGUUAACGUGUGUCGCGGCUGGUCGCAGUGUGAGUAGUGUGUGCUGUGCUCAAAACACCGCCUAUCCGAACCAGCGCACCGUGCAACAGUGGGCUGGCUCGCCGCCGGGCCUCCCCGCUCAAGGUCAGAUGCACUCGCAUGCGGCGGAGCUGGGCGGUCGGUUGCGCUCUCGCGUGGCGGCCGGCCUGGAGAAGCACGUGCCUCGGCUGGCGGCGGGUCUGGAGCGGCAGGCGCCGCGGCUGGCUGCCGAGCUGGAGCGCAGGGUGCCGGCCCUGGCACACCGUGUGUCACCGAGCCGCCGCGGUCUGAGGCAUAGCCAUGAGGAGCCGGAGGACGAGGAUGGAGGUCAGCAGGGGGAGGCGGACUCGGCCGCUGCCGCUGCGGAGCCGGCUGCCAUCCCGACCCUGGUGCUGCACGUGCGUCUGCUGCAUGGCCGCCACCUGGUCGCCAUGGACAGCUGCGGCACCAGUGACCCGUAUGUGAAGUUCAAGCUGGGCUCGAAAACCGUGUACAAAUCCUCGAUCUCGUACAAAACUCUGAAUCCCGUCUGGAAUGAGACGUUUCAGGUGGUCCUUCAGAGGCAGUUCAAGAAUCUCAACCUCAAGGUUUAUGACCACGACUGGGGUCUGAACGACGACUUUCUGGGCCAGGCGAAGAUCGACCUCUCCUCUCUGCCGCUGGACCAGGAGCAGGAGCUGACGGUCGCCCUGGCCGACCCGGACGAGGCCACCGUCACGUUCACCAGCCGCCACCAGGUCGCUGUGACGUCACCGGGACAGGGUGUGGUGACGUCACUGGAUGCGAGGGACGUCACCGGACCGCUGGGCACAGUCAGCCUGGCGCUUCGUCUUGUGCCUCUCAGUGACGACGAGGUGGAACAGCUGGAAGGCAGCUCUCGGUGUCGGGAUGAGGGCAGGCAGCGGCAGCAGGCCUGGAGUCAUGUGGUUCACGUUGUGCUGGUGGAGGGGCGUGACCUGCUCUCAAUGGAUGUGGGCCACACCAGCGACCCCUACGUCAAACUCAGACUUGGUAAGGAGAAGUUCAAGAGCCACACGGUGGGCCACUCGCUGAGUCCGUACUGGGGCGAGGAGUGCUGCUUCCACCUCUAUCCGGACGGGUGCCAGCGGUUAGAGGUGGAGGUGUUCGACAGGGACCAGAUGACCGUCGACGACUUCAUGGGAAGCGGCAGUCUGGACCUGUCCCUUCUGUCCCCGGAGCGGUCGCACAGCGUGUGGGUGCCGCUGGAGGAGGGCGCCGGCGCCGUCCGACUGGUGAUCACCAUAUCCGGCACCACCCAUGUGGAGACGGCCUCGGACCUGCUCUGUCACCAGCACGACCCGCCGCACACCGAGCAGCAGAUCCGGCAAUUGAGCUUUCCGAGGACGCUGGAGCGCCUGACGCCCGUGGGCCACCUCUCGGUGAAGGUGCUGCGCGCGCGCGGUCUGGCCGCGGCCGAUCUGAACGGCCGCUCGGACCCGUUCUGCGUGCUGCAGCUGGUAAACAGGCGCCGCCAGACGCAGACCGUCUACAAGACGCUGGAGCCCUACUGGAACAAGGUGUUCAGUCUUGAGGUGAACGACAUUCACAGCGUGCUGGAGGUGACUGUCUAUGAUCAGGACAAGGAUCACGCCGUGGACUUCCUUGGAAAGCUGGCCAUCCCACUGCUGCAGAUACAGUCAGGGAAGCGACGAUGGUAUCUUCUCAAAGACGAAAGACUUCGACACAGAGCGAAGGGCAAAAAUCCCCAAAUUCUCCUGGAAUUUGAUCUCAUUUGGAAUCAGGUACGCGCCGCCCUCCGAACGUUCACACCGCGCGAGCAGCCGCUCGUCCGGCCGCCUGUCCGCUUCAGGAUGUCUGCGUUCGUGCGGAUUCUGAACCGGCUGAACGCGCUGAGUGUGGGUGCUCUGGAGCUGCACGCCUUCAUCAGCAGGGUACUGGCCUGGGAGUCGGCGCCCCGUUCCGUCUCCGUGUGGAUCGGCUUCCUGUGCGUCACCUACUGCUUCCAGCUGUACAUGGUGCCGGCGCUCCUGCUGCUCGCCGUCUUCGGACGCUGGAUGAUGCGGAUGGCGUCGUCGUUCCGCGGUCAGAGUCAGGCCGAGCUGGAGGGCGGCGACCCUCCGUUGGAGGAGGAGGAUGACGCGCUGGAGGACGAGGAUCUGAGCAGCUCCCGUGAAUCUCUGGAGGUCGACCUCCGCUACUGGCGGUACCUGCCGGACGAGAAGAAGACUCUGAAGGAGAAGGUUCUCUCGGUGCAGGAAGUGACGUCACUAGUACAAACCUCGCUCGGCUACCUGGCCUCCCUCACCGAACGAAUACUCAACACGGCGGACUUUGUGGUGCCCUUCGUGUCGUGGCUGGCUGUGCUGCUCCUGCUGGGCACCACGGCGCUCUGCUACCUCCUCCCGGUGCGAUACAUCGUGAUGCUGAUGGGCAGCUACAAGUUCACCAAAGGCCUUCUCUUCCCGGGCACGGUGUCUACGCACGAACUCAUCAACUUCCUGGCCUGCGUGCCCGACUCGGAACAGCUGAAACAGUGGCGAGAGCUGGGUCCGCCGCCAGUGACUGCUGCCGAUCGCCGGCGCCGACAGCGGGCCAGACACCGGCUGGGAAGACGUCACUGAUAAGUGAGAGCACCAUGGCAGGAGCGGUGACACCUCAAUGAUGAGUGUGGAAAAUAAGGUAGCGAAGGAGCCCAUUGACGAGUGUGGAUAUCACUGGAGCGGUGGCUGUGUGACCGGAUUCUGGUAUCGGGCUCCGGACGUCGCAUGCACUCUGUAGUCUUCGCUGUAGACUCCGCUCUGGUUGAAGGCCGAAGGCAGGCAGUUAAAGCUCGGCUGUUUGGUAUUUUUACUUCAUCGCAUUGUACGGAUAUAGUUGUCCUCCAUUUUACCACUCAGGAUAUAGGAAUGUAGGUAUCCACUUCUGAUAUUUCAAGAGAAAUGACCUCUGCUUGAUCGUUCAUCCGUGUGUGACGCCAAUCAUCGCAUCGCCGGUGCUCAGUUGUUGUGAGGCUUUUCACUUGAGAAUUUGCGCUUCAUGUUCUAUUUCCUGCUGAGCUGCUAGUUUAGGUGUGGCCAGGGGCGAUGGAAGCUCAAGGUCAGGCACAUUGAACCGAACUUGUCCGGUUUAAACUGUUAUUAUUGCUCAGUAUCACGUUAGGUCUACUGGUUGUUUUGAUGGUUGUAUAUCGUGUAAAAAUCUCAUCAGUUACAAGUCAGCCUUGAGUCCAACAGUGCUGUGACGUGGCACCAGAGUUGAUAACGUGUGCAUAAGACGAUAUAAUAACAACUCAUUCUUGCCUUUUGAAGCAAUGAUGAAGAUCCUUGUAGUACGUAAGGUAAGACCGCCUACAUUUUUUCUCGUAGAAUGUGAGUCGCACUUUAUGGAGCCGAUGAGAUGGUGUGUUCGAUACAAAAGCUACUGCACAUGCGUCAGUUGCCUAGCAUUGAUUUAGCUAGUUAUGAUGUGUAUAUAUUUUUGUUGUGUAGCUCAGACGUAGGCAAAGCAAAGCGACAAAUAAGUAAACCGCCAUCAGACUUCGACAUUUUAUCGGCACAAGUGCGUCUAUACGGUUUACGCCCAUUUCGCAUGUCGACGACUGUCGGUGGUGUCGACAAUGAAUAAUAGGCUGGCCACCUUUGUGAUGUGUCUGAGGCAGAUGAAAAUGCGUAACUAUGCUAGAUACAAUUUGUUAUACGACCAUUCCUUUUGUACUGCAACUUUCAAUGGAUGCAUCUUUUGUUACCUAUAAUAAAUGCAGCAAAAUGGU